Cercopithifilaria johnstoni is the source of this 1812-nucleotide messenger RNA. The record is from the annotation of a GenBank genome assembly. NCBI's taxonomy places the organism in Eukaryota, Metazoa, Nematoda, Chromadorea, Rhabditida, Onchocercidae.
AUGCAAGCAGUGCUGUCACUAUGUUACUUCUGUGAAACUCAUGGCCCCCGAGUUUUAAUGACAACACAAUCAAUACCCGAAAAUCUUCGGCAGGAUUACUGCUUACCAACUACGGGUAAAGGAUCAUCAACAUUUGUUUCUGCCAAGAACUUUCGCGCUCAUUUAACUGGCGAGCCACGUUGUGUCGCUUGUACAUCGUUCGUUGAUGGCACAGGUCUAAUUACGGAUGAUGUUGAAGCCAGAAUAAGUUAUAUUACUACACAGGUUGCGUUAAAUGAUCGAGUGUCUCAGUUGGUAAAGUAUUCAUGUCUUCAUUCAUUAAGUUGUGAAGUAACAACUACUCCGAAGGACAAUGUGCCUAAACUAAGUCCGAUGAAAUCUCGUGUUACACCGCAGGGUACAAAAAAAUGGGAAAGUUCAUGGGAGGAAGUAAAUACGGAGGCUAAGGAUGGUGUAAUUUUAUUUGGAGAUGAUGAGCAUGGCUAUACAUUGUCGUAUACGUUUAGGUUACGUGAUUACAAAGCACGUGGCUUUUUACGUUUUUUCUCGUUUAUCCUUGUAUCCAUAGACAAAUUAUUCAUCACGAGCAAUUAUCACUUUUUUGUUUCAACAAUGUCAUCUACCAUUCGGUUUUUGCAGAUGGAAUCGAACAUGGUUUUUGACCGUGAACAAAGUGACCCAUCUAGUGAAAUGCUAAAGCAAGCUGCAGCAUCACGUGCCUCACUGUUGCCGGCACACUUUUUGCGUGCUCAUGUUGCCAAGCUUGAAUUGGAUACGUCACGAAGUUUGGCGAUAAUCACCGGCCGCGCAGAUAUUUUUACACAAUUGCACAUGUUUAUGGUUUGUAUUUUGCGUACACAAACACGUCUUUGUAAAGAAUAUCUAUUGGAAGGAGUGCCAACGCAGGAUAUGCUUGUAAUGAAAGAACGUGAGCUAAAAGUUGAUAACAGGACAAAUGCUAACGAUAUAAGUUACUCAAGACGUUUGGAUUGCUUUGAGACAUUGAGACAAAUUGCACACAUACUCGAAAAUUUACCGAAAGUUAAUGGUCAAAGUGUUCUGGAAAUUGUUUUGACACAAUUGGUUACCGGCGGUCAGAUUGUUCUAAAAUGCCAUAAUGAAGCUGUAGCUAAACGUUUUCUGCUUGCACUUUCCAGUUUGUUGCCAUUGGGUUGUGUUCGUAUGUUAUAUGCAGAAGAAUAUCGACACGUCUUUGUAUCUAAUUUAUUUGGAUGUCCUCAAGAGACCGAAUUAUCACCUGAUGCAAUUGAUAUUGUGGUUUUGUUAGUUAAUGUACCAUUUGGGAGAAUCCAUUCUAAGCAGCCAGCAGGUGAAGAACGAGAACACUGCUCGUUUUCUUCUGGAAGCUGUAUUUCAUCCCCCUUGAGCACGUCAUCUAAGGAUGAUGAUGUCGAUGAAAAUUCGGAGAAACAUUUGAUCGAAAUCUUGCCUCCGAGGAAGUCCUUUGAUUUCGAAGACUAUACAUUCACAUUGGUUGCAUACCCGAAAUGUACGGCACCAAAAUAUGGUACACCUGCCAUUGUUAAUCGCUAUAAACAGCUCAUACUAGAUGACGAUCUUCCAUGUCGUGUUCUGGCAUCUGUCAUCGGAAAUACAAGGGAACAGUGGUUAAAUAAAGCAAAAUUAGUUUAUCAACUGGGACGACAGAAAGAAAAAAUAGAUCUUAAGAAAGUUCUCCAAAUUAUGAGGUGUGAAAAUCAGGAUGGAACAGUGUUAUUAUUUUUCCAAGCUGGCUUGUCGGAUACAUACAAACAACAAGUCAUGGAUGUUAUCAAAAAAGGAGCCGCUUGA